Cooperia oncophora is the source of this 261-nucleotide messenger RNA. Lineage: Eukaryota; Metazoa; Nematoda; Chromadorea; Rhabditida; Trichostrongylidae. The record is from the annotation of a GenBank genome assembly.
AUGGUCGAUCCGAUGGAUUUAUUAGAGGAUCCAUAUGGGUUCUUCCGUCCAACAUCAGCUAAACGCAAGCGAAAGACUUCGCCACUUGUGGAAAGUUCGUUGAUGAAGCGUGUGCACUUAUCAGAUCCGCCUGUUUUUGCUCCAUUAACGGCGUUAGAGAAUGAACCCGAAACACUAUAUCCACCAUAUUGCUCUGAUUUUGAAUCAAGCGAUGAUGAUGAUGAUGAUGAUGAUGAUGAUGACGAUGAGGAUGAAUUGUAA